AUGGCCUCCGAAGCCCCCCAAGACCUCCCUGUCCGGCCGGCCGCCGAAGCGAAGGGCAAAUCCGACGCCGCAUCUGCCCCGCCAUUGCCAGACUACAUCAUUGCGCGAAACGAGCUCUUUGAGGAAUUGUGGCAGAAGCAUUUGGAAGAAAUCAAGAACCGUGACCACCCGGAUAUCAGCGUCAAGCUCGAUAUUGGCGACGGGAACCUCUCCCUUGUCGCUGCUAAGGCCUAUGAGACUACUCCUGGUCAGUUCCUCCGCGAUGUUCCCAAGGAAAUUAGCAACAAUGUGGUUGUUGCGAAGGUCAAUGGCGAGCUUUGGGACUUGAACCGUCCCCUCGAGAGGGACUCUGUGGUCAAGCUUGUGCUCUUCUCUGAUCCCGAGGGCAGAGAUGUCUUCUGGCACUCUAGCGCUCACUGUCUUGGUGAAAGCUGCGAGUGCUUCUACACUUCUGGCUGUAAAUUGUCCCAUGGACCACCUACCCCGCAGGGUUUCUUCUACGAUAUGGCCCUGGAAGAUGGGCGUGUAGUUCUGCCCAGCGACUGGCCUGCCCUCGACAGCCGAGCAUCUCGAAUUUUCAAAGAGAAGCAGUCGUUCGACCGGCUCGAGGUUAGCAAAGACGAUCUGAGGAAGAUGUUCUCCUACAGCAAGUACAAGUUGCACUACAUCGAAAAGCUCGUUACUGGCGAAUCAUCCACCGUCUACCGCAAUGGCACCCUUGUCGAUUUGUGCCGAGGUCCCCAUAUCCAGAACACUGGAAAGAUCAAGGCUUUCAAAAUUAUGCAGAAUUCCUCGGCAUACUUCCUCGGUGAUCAGUCUCAAGAUUCUCUCCAGCGAAUUAGAGGUGUUGCUUUCCCGGACAAGAAGUUGAUGUCCGAACAUUUGAAAUUUCUCGAGGAAGCGGAAAAGCGCAACCAUAUGCGAAUUGGAAAGGCACAAGAACUAUUCUUCUUCGACGAUGUCUCCCCAGGCUCUCCCUUCCUGCUUCCCAAUGGAACCAAGAUUUUCAACGCCAUCCAGAAGCUUCUGCGCACUGAGUACAGGAAGCGCGGCUACUCAGAGGUCCAGACACCCAACAUCUUUGACUCUAGCCUUUGGAAGACCUCUGGUCACUGGGCCCACUACAGUGACGACAUGUUCAAAUUAGAGGCAGAAAAGGGACGCCAGUCUGCGCUGAAGCCAAUGAACUGUCCAGCUCAUAUGAAGAUCUUCAGUCACCGUGACAGAUCAUACAAAGAGCUUCCUUUGAGAUUGGCUGAUUUCGGUGUUCUCCACAGAAACGAAGCCUCCGGUGCCCUGAGUGGUCUCACUCGUGUUCGCAAGUUCCAGCAAGACGAUACCCACAUUUUCUGUACACAGGACCAGAUCAUGUCUGAAGUCGAGGGCCUGUUCGAUUUCUUGGAGUCUAUCUAUGGGCUUUUCGGCUUCGAAUUCAAAUUGACCCUGUCCACCCGCCCCGAGAAGUAUAUGGGAGCUUUGGAGACCUGGGACUACGCUGAAUCGCAGCUAAAGGCCGCGUUGACCAAGUUCAGAGGCGACAAAUGGACAAUCGAGGAGGGUGAUGGAGCAUUCUACGGACCAAAGAUCGAUAUUUUGCUCCAAGAUUCUUUGAAGCGCGAGUUCCAAUGUGCCACAAUCCAACUCGAUUAUCAAGCGCCCCUUAACUUCAACUUGAGCUACUUCACAAACAAGAGUGCGACCGAGAAGGGUGAGAAGGAAGAAGCCGCAAAGGAGGAGACUGCAAAGGAAGGAAACGCCAACUCAAAUGUCCUGCCUCCCGGGCUUGCCCGCCCUGUUGUCAUUCACCGUGCCAUUAUCGGCAGUUUUGAGCGAUUCCUGGGUAUUCUCGUCGAGCACUUUGCAGGAAAAUUCCCAUUCUGGCUCAGCCCACGACAGGUUCUCAUCGUUCCUGUCAUGCCCGACCUCAAUGGGUAUGCUGAGGAGCUUCAGAAGAUUCUCCAGGGUGACAAGCUUUCUGUUGACGUCGACGUAUCUGGUAAUACCCUCCCUAAAAAGAUUCGUAACGGACAGUUGGCGCAGUAUAACUUCAUCUUUGUCGUGGGUGCUGCAGAGCGGGACUCACGAUCAGUGAACGUGAGAAACCGCGAUGAUUUGGCAUCACAGAAGCAAGGUUCACUCCGUGACUUUGAAGAAGUUCGAGCCAAAUUACGUGCUCUGCGCAAAGAGCGCCGCCUGCAGACUACUCUGUAG
This is a messenger RNA of Penicillium chermesinum, 2211 nucleotides long. RefSeq names its product threonine--tRNA ligase THS1. The transcript is spliced from 15 exons. Gene Ontology annotation, cellular component: cytoplasm. NCBI's taxonomy places the organism in Eukaryota, Fungi, Ascomycota, Eurotiomycetes, Eurotiales, Aspergillaceae. Gene Ontology annotation, molecular function: ATP binding; threonine-tRNA ligase activity. The record is from RefSeq and is a predicted model, not a curated record. Gene Ontology annotation, biological process: threonyl-tRNA aminoacylation. The coding region runs from base 1 to 2211 and encodes 736 amino acids.